Myxocyprinus asiaticus (Chinese sucker) is the source of this 1010-nucleotide messenger RNA. RefSeq names its product peptidyl-prolyl cis-trans isomerase FKBP11-like. Lineage: Eukaryota; Metazoa; Chordata; Actinopteri; Cypriniformes; Catostomidae. Gene Ontology annotation, biological process: protein peptidyl-prolyl isomerization. The record is from RefSeq and is a predicted model, not a curated record. The coding region runs from base 272 to 847 and encodes 191 amino acids. The transcript is spliced from 6 exons. Gene Ontology annotation, molecular function: peptidyl-prolyl cis-trans isomerase activity.
UGCUGGCGGAAUGUGAGGCGGGGAUUCCAGUGACCGAGGUAUUGGUCCAGUGUUCGAGGGUCGUGUAAGCCCGCCGUUAUCUCUUCACUAUAAUAACACAUCAGCUUUAACUGGCGUCUCGCCUUGAGGGACUUACAUUUUGCGUGCGAGUAUUUAUUGCCUUCCGUAACGCUGCAAGCAGCAGUGUAGAGACUCUCUUGACGGAAGUGAGUCUGUUUUUAUCAUUUCUGUGGUUAUUACUAGUGCUGCUUGUGCUAUAACGUGAGACACAAUGGGAAUUCGGACUGCCAUCGCUUUGAUUUUGCUCGUCACAUUUCCAUUUGUGGCAGCCGAGGACGAUGAAAGCAAGGAAAGUGUGAUCGAACAGCUGGUUGUGGAGACACUGGUGAUGCCGGAGACAUGCACGAUUACAUCAACGAUGGGAGACACGCUUCAAAUCCACUACACGGGUCGAUUAAUGGACGGGAAGGUGAUUGACACCUCUCUGUCUCGUGAGCCUCUGGUCGUAGAGUUGGGGAAGAGGUCUGUCAUCACAGGCCUAGAGCAAGCCCUGGUUGGAGUAUGUGAAGGACAAAAAAUCAAGGUCACGAUUCCGGCUCACCUAGCAUAUGGAAAGAGAGGAUACCCUCCAACCAUCCCAGGAGACAGUGCACUUGAGUUUGAGGUGGAGGUGAUCUCUCUGUCCCAGCAAACCCCUUGGCAGAAGUUAGUUAAUGAUGUCCUUCCCCUGGUGUGUUUGGCGCUGGUUCCCACUCUACUGGGCUUAGUAGGUCUCUACCUCUACAACAAAGCAAAUGCACAACCUCAAGGAAAGAAGUGCAAAGACAAGAAAAGCAAAAAGAAAUGAGAACAAAGCCAAAAAUAAUAAACUAUUUAAAUUUAAAAAAGACAAAAACUCCAUGUUUGUUUGGCAUUGGGUCUGUUCUCUCAUUUACUCACCCUCAUGCCAUACCAGAUGUGUAUGACUUUCUUUCUUCUGAAGAACACAAAUUAAGAUUUUUAGAAGAAUA